Meleagris gallopavo (turkey) is the source of this 1251-nucleotide messenger RNA. Lineage: Eukaryota; Metazoa; Chordata; Aves; Galliformes; Phasianidae. The record is from RefSeq and is a predicted model, not a curated record.
CUGGCCUCCAGGCACGUGGCGCUGCUGGCGCUGCUGAAGUUGGUGCCGCGCUGGCUGGCGGCCAUGUUGGUGCGCAGCCGCCUGCUGCACUGCCUGUCACCCAUCUUCCGCAUGGCGGCCACCAGCCACAGCGAGGCGGCGGCCCGGCUGACGGCCAACCAGGACCUGCGUGCCCUGCUCAGCUACCUCUUCUAUGGCACUGCACCCCGGGACUCCAGCUUCCUGGUGAACGUGCUGAUGGUUCACCACUACCAGCGCGGCGCCUGGUACCCGCGGGGGGCCAGCGAGAUCGCCUUCCACACCGUGCCCCUCAUCGAGCGCGCAGGGGGGGCCGUGCUGGUGCGUGCUGCUGUCACACGCAUCCUCGUCUCUGAUGGCACCGCUGUGGGGGUGGCUGUGCAGAAGGGCGGUGAGGAGGAGGAGGUGGAGAUCCGGGCACGUGUUGUCAUCUCUGAUGCUGGCACCUUCAACACCUUCGGCAAGCUGCUGCCCGCCCCGCUGCGCGCCCAUCCCGCCAUCCGCUCCCGCCUGGCCAUGGUGCAGCACGGGAUGGGCUCCUUCCUGGUGUUCGUGGGGCUGCGGGGCAGCGCAGCUGAGCUGGACCUGCCAGCCACCAACUUCUGGAUCUACCCUCACAACGACCUGGACGCCAUGAUGAGCAAAUAUGCUGCCCUGAGCCGCGAGGACGUCCCUGAGAACCUGGCCAUGAUGUUCAUCACCUUCCCUGCUGCCAAGGACCCCACCUACGAGGAGCGGCACCCAGGCCGCUCAUGCAUGACCAUCCUGACCAUGGCACGCUACGAAUGGUUCGAGGGCUGGGCAGGGACUCUUCCCAGGCACCGUGGGGACGAUUACCUGCGCUACAAGACCGACAUCGCCCAGCGCCUGCUGCAGCGCGCGCUGCUGCGCUUCCCCCACCUCCGCGACAAGGUGGAGUUCGUGGAGGCGGCGUCGCCGCUCAGCAAUGCGCAUUACCUGGCGGCGCCGCGCGGGGAGAUGUACGGCGCUGAGCACGACCUGCGGCGCUUCAGCCCCGAGGUGGUGGCAGCCAUGAGGGCGGACACCCCUGUCAGGAACCUCUACCUGACGGGGCAGGACGUGUUCAGCUGUGGGCUGGCAGGGGCUGUUCAUGGGGCGCUGCUUUGUGCCUCGGCCGUGCUGGGCCGUGUGCUGUAUGUGGAUCUGCUGCGGCUCAAGAGGAGGGAGAAGGCAGCAAUGCGGGGUGCGAGAGCGGGGAGUGCAGCACAGUGA